AUGAUACCCAAAAAAAGAAAACAAUCACAUAUUGAAUUUGAUCAAGAAGAUCAUAAAACUACCGUUCCACGUUUAUAUAAUUAUAAAGAUCCAGAGGACAAAACACAAUGGAGAUUUAAAAAAUUUUCAUUGGAGUCAGAAGAGACGAAACAAAUCAUCUUGGAAAUGGAUAAUUGCAGAGUAAAGAUAUCUCCUUACAAUUCUCCUCGCUCAAUGGAAUCAAAAGAUACAACAGUUAAAAUGGAUAUAGAUAUUCCAGAACAUUUCACAUCUAUACCUUCAAAUAUUAGUCCACAUUCUCUUUAUGAUGAAGUCUACAUCAGAGUGUCGCCAUUUGAUACACCACCAACUACACCAACAUCUGACAAUAGCUCUGAUGAACUCCCUUUAUUUGAUUAUAAGAUAGAACCUAAAACAAAAUCUCAAUUAUCAUUUGAAGGAUAUGUAAAACCAACUCCCAUGUACCAAAAUAAUCAUAAUAAAUCACUAUCACCACACUCUGACUUGGCACAAAUACAAUCAACUUUUACAAGCAUUUUGGAUACAACUACAAUAGGAUCACCAAGUCCUUGGAGAGUGUAUGAACCUGUAAAACAAAGUCAAAUCACCCAAAAAAACAUCAACCCUAAUAAUAAUAAUAACCAAAAAGAUCAAACCAUUAAACCAAAUCAUCAAACCACAACCAUAGAAAAAACCACUCUUCUCAAGAACCAAGAGGACAACACCAAACGUAGUGAUUCAUUUCUCAAAGAGAUAGAGAGUCUUCAUAGGUCAGACCCAACUCACUUAAUCUUCAGCAAUAUUGGAUUGAAAGAUUACCAGAUAAUCCUCACGACCCAUGGUAGAUACACUCUUGAGCGUUGGUUUUCUUCAACAAUCAUUUGUGCCUACAUCAAACUUCUCACAUCACCCUCAAAUGGAACAGAGUGGCUCUUGGACCCUGAAGUUUUUGUUUCAUUCAGACAAUCCCAAGAGAAAUUUAAAUUACCCUUAAAAUUGCCAAGACCACCAAAUAAUGUACAAACUAUUUUGCUACCAAUAUGCACCUCAUCUCAUUGGACAUUAGCAGUUUUUCGUGUUGGUUCUGGUAUAAUUGAAUUUUAUGAUUCGGCAGGCAAUGGAUCAUCAUAUUUAUUUGAUAUACUUGAAAAGUUACCAAAUCGGCUAGCUCAAGAGGAUCAGGCAUUUGGGUGUAUAAAAAGCAAAACCAAUCAUAGUGUUAUCACCAUUAAAACACAACCUCAACCAAAUGGUGAUGACUGUGGCUUGCAUGUUUGCUUGAAUGCAAGAUACUUGUUGAAUAUUGAAAGCUUUCAAGCGGGUCAUCCAUCAUUUAAUUUCUCUUGGAGAUACCAUAUUGCGUCUGAACUCUUUAACAAUUCUGUGUCCACUGACCCACAAUUUUUUGGCCCUGUUAAACCAUCCGAGUACUCCCAAAAAGAAACUAUAUCAAGCACGUCAACAUCAUCAAUACCAUCAAACAUAUCAAACACAUCAACAUCAACAUCAACUUCCCUACCCUUCAAACCAACAGAGUCUCUAAUAGCCAUGACGGCUGCUGCAGCAAAUUUACUCUACAAUAACGAACAUGUAGAAUACAUGAUUCUUGAAGAAUUAAUCGAUGAUUUAUCACCCACAUCCCCACCAUCAUGGUAUCAAGAUCAACAACCAUUUUCAUAUUCCGCAUCAGUAUCACCUAAACCAACCAUAGAAUCAGGAUUAUCCCCAGUUACAUCACCCCUACAGUCAUCAAAUCCAUUUAGAGAACCACUAUUUUCAUCUCCCAAACCAGUAUCUCCUAAACCAACGAUGUCAUCAGAAUCAUCACCAGUUAGAUCACCCCUACAGUCAUCGCCUCCAUCAUCUCCCACUCCUCCAUUUAUUAGAGAUAAAGGAAUAGAAUUCUUCAACGAUAAUUUCGAUCUAAAAGAAAAUCCAAAUUUUUUAGUCAAUGGAAAGAUUGGUAAUUUAGAUUAUCGUUUGGUUUUGGAAGAACCGGGUAUCAAAGAUUAUAUCAAAGUUUUGGUUGAUGUUGAUAGUUUCAUAGGAUUAGUUAAAGAACAAUUUGAAAUUAUUUCAAUUAUUGAAUCUGAUUUUAAAUUAUCGCCUUUGAAAUCAAACAUUGAUUGGGCCAAGAAUUAUCAUACACCAACACCCUAUCAUACCAUUUCAAAUAUGCUGUUAAUGGAAUCUAACAAUAUUAAAAUCAGAUUAAUGGUUCCAUCGAUUUUAAAACCUUUUACAAAUUCACAUGGGGCUAUGAAACAAGAUGACACUGACAGGAUAUGGAAUCAUUUGUUGCUUCCUCUCAUUAGAAAUUCGUUUUUCUAUGACGAAACUAACAAGUCAAGAAUACCUUCAAGUAUUUCAACUUAUCGGGAAGCUUGUUCACAUGGAAAUGUACAUUAUUCCGCUGGAAUCCCAAUUCAGAGUAGAAUAGUUUCAAGAUUCUUACGAUCUCUUAGUGAUUUUAAAAAAAAUCCUAAAUCAUUUUUUAAAAGAAAGAAUCUAUUUUCAGAUGUGGAAAAUGAUCCAGAAUGUACUUUACUCGAAUCAAUGAUGAAAGGCUUCUACAUUCUUGUAGAGAUAAAGGGAAUGAAAGCGACACUACCAAUGGAAAUGAAUUAUGUCAAAAAUUGUUUUAUUGCCGAUCAAAACAAUGAUAUAGGAAUAUUUGAUGAAGAUAGUUGGCAAGCAGAGUUUUUCAACAAAUGCUAUGAAAUCAGUCCUGAGGACAUAUUUAUUGAUAUGGCUUUCACUUUUUAUAGUACAAAGCUGAAUACUACUUUACUUUUUUCGGAAAAAGAAUUAUAUGACAAAGUAAUGAGUUUUGGAAAGUCUAAAAGUGAAAUAUACAAUCUUCAAAUAGACAGCGAAACAAAUUUAUUUGGUGUAAAUGGUAUUAGAGCUACAAUCAAAUCAAACAAUCCCAAUUGGCCAGUUUAUGUAAAUGCCUAUCAUACUUCCAAACUCUAUACAAAAAUGGAUUCAAAGAUUCUAUCUAUGAACCAUUCUGAUAUUGUCAUGUUAGUUCAAAUACUUUUAUCAAAAGUUGCAAAGUUUCAAAUCACUGACCAAGAUAAAACAAAAAGAUUAUAUGGGUUGUCAACUGAAGUUUAUCCAAACUUAGAAGAAGAAGGUUCACUGGAUAUUCCUACAAAAUUUAUUAGAGAUGUACAUUGCCAACUUAAAUUAUGCAUUGAAGUUGGAUAUCCAAUUAUGGGUUCUAAAAUUCAAAACUCAAAUACAUUCCAAGGAGGGUAUGACGAUAUCCUUAAGAAAACAAUGGUGCAACAUUGUGAAGAUAAACCUCAAUCUAUGAAGGAUAAAAUUGACCAAAAGUUAGGUGCAAGAUUUGAAGUAAGAGUCCCAUAUAAACCAAUACUUACAACAAAUGAAAAUGGUAAAAGAGUAAUGCUAUUGGAAUAUUUAGAAUUGGUCAAACACAUUAUUCCUCAAUUUUCUAUUGAAUACGACGAAGACGAUCCACAUUUAGAGCUUCAGCCAUUGAAAUUUAAAUCCGUGAAUACUACAGAAUAUGGAAAAUUCAGACACAACUUGACUUUAACAUACUACAAGCAAAUACUUGACCAUUUAAUAUUAUUGCAUGACAGUGUUAUUAUUUUACAAAAGAUGGGAAUUGAAAACAAUUUUUUAACACAGCAACCAAUUCAAAGUAUAUUUGUAAAUAUUUAUAUAUUUAUAAAAUUAUUGAAUGGUGUUUUUAGAAGAUUAGACUUUGAUGAUGAUAAAUUCCUUUCAAAAACAGUGGAAAAAUUUUGUAAUAGAGAUCAUGGUUUUUAUUGUUUUAAUAGGUCUAUGUUUUCAAAACCAUUUUAUGGAGAAGAUUUGCAUCUAUCCAUUGGUAAAGUAAAUUUAUCUCACUUAUACAAGAAGAUUUUUCUUCAUAUCGAUCCACAGGAUGAUAAAGAAUCAAUGUUGGAACUUAAGGAAUGGAUGAAAAGAUUUUACAAAGUUACUUUAAAGAAAAUGGAUUUAUAUAGUAGCUAUAAGAUCGACUUCAAUCCUAGAAAUUCAAAGACAAGAGUUCAAUUAAUCAACAACUACAACUAUCCCUUAAAUUAUUUAUCAUUUGAAACUAUCUUAAGUAAUACUUUUGAAAUGAGAAAAUAUCAUAGGUGGCAACUAGAACAACAAAACUAUAGAAAAAUGGAAAGAAAAAAUGUAUCAAAUACCAAAUCGAACAAUAAUAAUUAUAAUUUAAAUAACAAUACCUAUAAUAAUUCAAGUAAAAAGAAUAAUAAUAAUAAUAAUAAUAAUAAUAAUAAUAAUAAUAAUAAUAAUAAUAAUAAUAAUAAUAAUAAUAAUAAUAAUAAUAAUAAUAAUUAUAAUAACCCUUUAAUCAACCAUAACGAUCGAUUUAGUGAUUCGAACAAUUUCAUUAAUGAAAUCCAUGAAACAAACAAUACCAAUAAUAAUAACAAUUCAAGUAAUAAUAAUAACGAUUCCAACCACAAUACUGACGAAAAUACUCAAACUUUGUUUGAUAAAAUUGGUCAUGUAAGAAUUUUAUAUGAUUCCCUACAUAGAAUCUAUAAAAAAGAUUAUCAAAUUGAAGAAAGCGAACAAUUUUUAAUUCAUUUAUUAAUUGCUUCAAUGGUGAAAGAUUUUGUAAUAGCUUUGAUGUCAUCUAAAAGUUUUAAACCAAUAUUGGAUGAUUGUUUGCAUAUCUUUGACAGAUCAUUUUAUAAUAGUUUCAUUGAACCUGGAUAUAUGCAAAAAGACCAAGAUUUACGCAAAAUGAGUGCUGAUGAUGCGUUUUCAAAAUAUUACUAUAUUGGAAAAUCGAAAGUGAAUAACUAUGUGUUCAAAUGGAUAGAGAUGUUUGGAGAAUCAAAAUUAUGGAGUACAAUAUAA
This is a messenger RNA of Cavenderia fasciculata, 4878 nucleotides long. RefSeq lists its product as uncharacterized. The coding region runs from base 1 to 4878 and encodes 1625 amino acids. The record is from RefSeq and is a predicted model, not a curated record. The transcript has 6 exons. Gene Ontology annotation, biological process: proteolysis. NCBI's taxonomy places the organism in Eukaryota, Evosea, Eumycetozoa, Acytosteliales, Cavenderiaceae. Gene Ontology annotation, molecular function: cysteine-type peptidase activity; deNEDDylase activity.